Messenger RNA from Ipomoea nil (Japanese morning glory), 735 nucleotides. RefSeq lists its product as uncharacterized. The record is from RefSeq and is a predicted model, not a curated record. Gene Ontology annotation, molecular function: nucleic acid binding. Lineage: Eukaryota; Viridiplantae; Streptophyta; Magnoliopsida; Solanales; Convolvulaceae. The transcript has a single exon. The coding region runs from base 1 to 735 and encodes 244 amino acids.
AUGCCUGGAAACUUACCUCAGAUGCAUGUGUAUGCUCACAUAAACCCCAACAAUGGGAGAGUUAGCCUGUCCCUAGCAGAACAUUGGUAUAAUACUAACUACCACAGUUCAUUAAAAAUGUCCCCCUUCCAAGCCUUGUAUGGAUACCCACCUCCACAACUAGCCAUCAAUGAUGCAUCCAGGUCAGCUAAUGAGAGAUCAGAGAGCUGGAUACAUAAUAGGAUACACAUGUUAUCCAUACUUAAAGAUAACUUGGGGCAAGCACAACAGAGAAUGAAGCAUUAUGCUGAUAAAAAUAGAUCAGAGAGGUCAUUUGUGAUAGGUGAUUGGGUCUACUUGAAACUGCAACCAUAUAGACAGAUAUCUGUGGCCAUCAGAAAAUGUGUCAAGCUCAGCUCUAAGUUCUUUAGACCCUAUGAAGUGUUAGAGAAGAUUGGGCAAGUGGCUUAUAGAUUAAGGCUUCCAGCUGGGGCCCUGAUCCACCCAGUUUUCCAUGUAUCUCAACUCAAGAGGAGAGUCAGCCAUGGCAGAUCAGUCCAAUUGGAACCACCACUGGUUGGGCCUGAUGGACAACCACUAACCGAACAUGUGGCUAUUUUGGGAAGAAGGAUCUUGAAGAGAAACAAUGCAGCCCUAGUAGAAGUAUUGGUACAAUGGGCCAACCUAUCUCCAGAAGAAGCUACAUGGGAAGAAUACCACCAUCUCAUGUCUCAGUUUCCCAGUUUUAAACCUUGA